ACAAGCCACAGUUUGUACCCUUAAAUCGAAAAUAUUUCUUCUUUCUUCUUCUUGUCGCCAAGAAUCCCUACCCCAGAGUUGAAUCCUUAAGUUUGUCUCUGCUCAAAGCUCUAGUAGUAUUAGAGGAUUCCAAUUCCGGGUUUUGCAUAUCCAAUUUUUGAGGGGUUUGUUCGGUUUGGGCGUCCAAUUAGAAAUUUUGGGUUUUGUCUCUUUUUGGGUUUCCAGAAAUUAACAUAUUCGAUCUUGGGUUUUUGUUGUUUGAGAACUUUUGCAUCUGGGUUUUAGGAUUUGACCCUGAAUUUUAGUUUAGGAGGAAAAAAAAUCAUUUUUUUAUGGCAUUUGAAUGCCAAGUAGAAACUGAGAUUUGUAAGGAUUUGACGGAUUUUGUCGAGAGUUCCUGUGAAGAAGAACAAAUUGAAUCAAAUCAGUUGAGUUCCAAUCCCAAAACAGAAGCUCCAAGCUCUUCCGGUUUAAAGCAGUUGCAUUCUAAUGACGUUGUGGCAAGCUUUGGUCGGUCAAUCACUGAUCUCCCACUGGCCUUAAUCUCCGAAAUUUUAAAUUGCCUUGAUCCUAAAGAACUUGGUAUAGUGUCUUGUGUGUCGACAACCCUGUAUAGGAUAGCAUCUGAGCAUCAGGUUUGGAAGGAAUUCUAUUGUGAGAGGUGGGGGCAGCCAUUUGUCCAGGUGCCUUUGGACGCAGGACUGCCUGAUGAGAAGUCAUGGAAAGAACUAUUUGUGGAGAGGGAGUAUAGGAGUAAGACAUUUUUAGGGCGGUAUAGCAUUGAUGUUUUGCAUGGUCAUACUGAAGCUGUUCGCACAGUUUUCUUAUUGGCUUCUGCCAAGCUCAUUUUUACUAGUGGAUAUGACUCAGUUGUGCGAAUGUGGGACUUGGAUGGAUUAUCAAUUGCAUCAUCAAAAACCCUUGGUUGUACUAUUAGAGCAGUGGCAGCAGAUACUAAACUUUUGGUUGUGGGGGGUACCGAUGGCUUUAUCCACUGUUGGAGAGCAGUUGAAGGUCUCCAGCACUUGUUUGACCUUAAGGGUUCUGAGGGUAGGAACUCUGAGUCUCGACUUUGGGAACACGAAGGGCCAAUAACUUCUCUUGCCUUGGAUUUUACCAGGAUUUAUAGUGGUUCAUGGGACAUGACUGUUCGUGUUUGGGAUCGGUCAUCACUGAAGUGCAUACAGGUGUUGAGGAAUGGUGACUGGGUUUGGUCUCUUGUUCCUCAUGGCACUACAGUUGCUAGCUCAUCAGGCUCUGAUGUUUAUCUGUGGGACACAACUAAUGGUACUGUGAUGAAUGUUAUUCGAAAUGCUCAUGUUGGUAAUACUUAUUCUUUAGCUCGGAGCCACACUGGAGAUUUCCUUUUUACUGGAGGUGAGGAUGGGGCAAUACAGAUGUUUGAAAUCAUAAGUGAUGGUGAUGAAACUGAUAUUUUGCAGGUUGCAACAUGGAUUCCCCACACGGGUCCUGUUUAUUCCCUUGCAUUUGAAUUUCCUUGGCUUGUUUCAGCUUCCAGUGAUGGGAAGCUUUCACUAAUUGAUGUUAGAAAGUUGUUGAGAGCUAGCAAGCGCAAUAUUAGGAAGAUGGAAUCAAGGGUUGAGGACUUCAACAAGAAAACUAUUGAGCCACCACAGAGGAUGAUACAUGGGUUUGGCUGCAAUUUGUUCUCUGUUGAUAUUGGUGCUGAUCGAAUUGUAUGUGGAGGAGAGGAAGGUGUUGUCCGGAUUUGGAAUUUCACUCAAGCUUUAGAAAUUGAGAGGAGAGCUCGUGCUCUUAGAGAAAUGCGAUUUGAGAACAGGAUGAGGCGGCGUCAGCUCCAAAGGGAGCUGAAUGGUAAGGGUGGACGGACUGAUCAAUGUUCUGUUGCAGCCAAGAAGAACCCAGUAAAUGGUGAUAGGAAUGGUGUAUGGCAUAGUAAACGUGGGAUGAGCGGGAAACUGCAGGCAUAGAAGCAGGCUGUCGUAUUCUUCUUAUUCUCAAUAAAGUAUUCAUCUUUCAGCAGUUGUAUAACCAGGAUUAUAGCUAAUGUGUUGGAGCUUGAAUGUUAACUGUUGAUCCUUUUCCCUUUUUUUAUCAGUUCUUGGCUUUUUAAAAAUGGCUUUCUGAUUAUGAUUCUUCUUAAGUGUGAUAUAAUGAUUCUUAUAUUUGUAGCUGGGUCUUGUUCAGAUGGUUUCUCUAACAGGGUUAUGUAUGGUGUAUGCUUGACACUAAGAAAUUUCCUUCUACAAU
Messenger RNA from Rubroshorea leprosula, 2232 nucleotides. Lineage: Eukaryota; Viridiplantae; Streptophyta; Magnoliopsida; Malvales; Dipterocarpaceae. The record is from the annotation of a GenBank genome assembly.